Molecule: messenger RNA, 4705 nt
Organism: Erpetoichthys calabaricus (reedfish)
Lineage: Eukaryota; Metazoa; Chordata; Cladistia; Polypteriformes; Polypteridae
Product: rho-related GTP-binding protein RhoG-like
Exons: 2
Coding region: 195-770 (191 amino acids)
Biological process (GO): regulation of cell shape; establishment or maintenance of cell polarity; cortical cytoskeleton organization
Cellular component (GO): cell projection; cytoplasmic vesicle; cell cortex
Molecular function (GO): GTPase activity; protein kinase binding; GTP binding
Source: RefSeq, a predicted model, not a curated record
CGUACUCCAUUUCCUGGCAUGCACUACGGCAUUUCCCAUGUGCACCAUCAAUAGACUUCAUGUCCCAUAAUACCGCUGAAGAGCAUGCGCUCUACCUAUUUGGGACAGCUCCCCGGAUGGAACCUGACUAAGGUUGAAAGCGCGAGUCUGGCAGUGAGGUGGUGAGAAGACGAAUGUGAGGGCGUGGAUGAAGGAUGCAGACGAUUAAAUGUGUGGUUGUUGGGGAUGGUGCAGUGGGGAAGACUUGCCUGUUAAUUUCCUAUACAACAAAUGCCUUCCCAGAGGAAUAUAUACCCACUGUUUUUGAUAAUUAUAGUGCGCAGAUGACAGUAGAUGGACGCACAGUCAGCCUCAACUUGUGGGACACAGCAGGUCAGGAAGAGUAUGACCGCUUGCGCACACUCUCCUAUCCGCAGACCAAUGUUUUCAUCAUCUGCUUCUCCAUUGGAAGUCCAUCUUCACAAGCCAAUGUGCGACAUAAGUGGCAUCCAGAGGUGUCGCACCACUGUCCAAAUGUUCCAAUUCUUCUUGUGGGAACCAAACGGGAUCUGCGGAACGAUUCAGAAACCAUCAAGAAAUUGAAGGAGCAGAGUCUUGCACCCACUACAUUUCAGCAAGGGUCUUCACUGGCAAAACAGAUUGGUGCGGUGAAAUACUUGGAAUGCUCAGCUUUACUGCAAGAAGGUGUGCGAGAAGUGUUUGCAGAAGCUGUACGUGCUGUACUUUAUCCUGUAACUAAGAAGAAUCACAAGAAAUGCAUAUUGUUGUAGUUAGGUAGACUUAAUGGGCUCUGGAUCAGCUGUGCUAUGUCCAUGCUGGUGAUCAUUGUCAUUUCUUUCUCUUGAGUUCAUUAUUUUUUAUUUAAUUUACAUCAGGUUCAGAAGAGUCCACUUGCUUUUUCUGUUUUCUAUUAGUAAUAAAAAAGAAGCACUCAAUUUGCUGUCUUUCUCUGGAAUAUUUAAUGUUUUUGUUCCCAUUUUUGAAACCAUCUCCUUCAGUUUUCUGGACUUUGCCAUUGCUGAGCUAUGCAUUUUGUCCAUGUCAAAAGAAAUGACUACCCUUUGGGAAUUCAUGUUAUUUUGCCAAAAAGACAGAAACCCUGCACCUUUUGCUGGAAUUUACCAAAUCUCUGCAAAGAAAAAAAUGACUGACAUCAGUUUUUGUAAUAUUUAGGAAAAGUUGUGUUGACUGUAACAAAAGAAAGGCGUACGUGGAUCAGUACAAAAAUAUUUGCUUGAUAAGAUUACUUAAAUUGUUAGAAUGUUUAUUAAGCUUGAAAUAAUAGUCCCAGGCAUCUAAAUAUUACAAUAACAUGCUUACAUAAAAGUAUGGACUUACAGUAUUGGAACUGGCAUCCUUUUCAGUGCCUUAUAAUUCAGCUUAACAAUAUAAACCAUGAUUAUAAGACUUAACAUUUUAGUUUUAUCUUUUUUAGUCAACUUGAUAUUCCAAAAGUACUAUUGUUAAGUACUGAAUAUUUAUGAUACCAGUAAGAGUAUGGCAACAGUUGACUGCUUUGCUGACCAGUAACAAGCCAGUAUCUACUGUUGUAUAUCUCUUUUUUUUGCCAACAUUCCUUCAAACCUCCAUGGCGGAUCAGGAUUUUUUUACAUUAGACAGCCAUUGUUUCUUUUAUUGUGCAUCUUAUACUUGCCCAGCCACUUACCACCUCCAAACCUCUUCCUCCAGCCUGCACAUUGGCUUUGGGAUAUUUCCUAUACCUACCCACCCCCUUACUAUAGCAGUGAAACAUUCAUUUGGUAUUGUCUUUUAAAUUGAAAUUAGUCUGCAAGUUUAUUGAAUUAUAAACUGAAGUAUCAGUUUGGUAUUUUAUUAAAAUGUACACAACUUUUAUCUGACCUGAUUUUUUUUUUUUUUUUUUUAAAUUGCAUUUUUCAGUGAUUAAUCUUUUUUUCAAACCUCAGGGCUGAACUGUCAAUGUGUAACAUAUUCAUUAAUUUGACUGACUGGAUUACAGACCAAGGACUGAGAAACACUUUACUCUCACAAGUAUCAGCUUUGUUUUCAGGUUGUUUUUUUUUUGUUUUUUUUUUAUGUGUAUGCCAUUGCUAAAAAUGUCCACAGUGUCGUGAGUGGUGGCAUUAUAAUUUUGUUUUAUUAUAAUGCUUGAUAUUUGGUGAAUAAACAUUUUUACAAUGUUUAUUCACCAAUAAUCAGUUUUAGUUAUGUACCAAGAGCACUCAGUCACUGGAGCAGGAUAAAAGAAACAUAUAAUGGACCUGAGUGCUGGGCUUUGGCUCCUGAGUUCUCAGCAUUAACAUUCAUGUGCAUGCAUCUGAUGCAGUGUAGAAUGUAUAGAUUUUGCCCAUUAAAGGAAGUGUGUUUUUGUUUAACCAAUAGAUAACUGAAAAUUAGCAGGAUUACACAGUGCCUUUUCUAAAUAUGUCUUACCUUAUAUACAUAAUACUCAGAGUUGAUCAUAUUGUUUUCAUGCAGACUGAAGUAAUCCACUUUAUGUUCAACAAAUUAGGAAAGUGUUCUGUUGGUGCAGGAAAGGAAUUUGCAACUGUGGUCUUGCGAGAAGUGGAAUGGAUUGUGGUUAAACAAAUAAUGUAUAGAUUUUGAGUUAGUGUAGUGUUCCAGAAAAUAGGAGGGCAAUGUUACAAUAAAUAGUUCAGUCAAACUGUUGUAUCACAUGCAAAAUAACACAUUUUUUAAUAAAUUCAAAUUAGACUGUUACUUGUUCUGUAGAUUGUAAAAUUACACAUGGGGGAGAACAAAAAACUCACAAAGUUUGAGUCUACUUUGCAUGACCAUGAAAAUUGUAAUGCUGGAUUUCUUACUCUGUAGGUGCCUGAGUUACUGAGCCUUAAAGUUAUUUAUGGAAUUAAUAAACUGGUAAUUCUCAAUUUUUGUUUAAAUUUUAGUGUACAAUACAUAGUUUAGACAUGGCUGCACUAUACUUAUGUUCUUCUGUUUUUAUUUGGGCAAAAUAUUGAUAUUCGCCUGGUUUAAAUAAUUUGUGAUUAUACAUAUUAAUGUAACAGAAGUUAAUCAUUAUACAUUUCACUUGUCCUUUAACCAGGUUUUUUUUUUUUUUUUUUUUUUAAAUUAGCCACUUGACAGUUUUUUGACGUUUUACUUUGCAUUGAACCCACCCAUUUUCAAUAAUUAUUACAGUUGCACUUUUAGUUUUUACCAGGCAUUUUAUACAUUAUUUAUAUAACCAAGUUUAUUUUGGAGGUAAAAAAAUGAAAUAACUGCUUAUCCAAAGAAGCAGAUUUUUUUUUUCUUUUUUGUAUCAUUAUAGUCAGAAUUAAUUGAAAGUCAUUAUUUUUCAAUCUUUGUCCAGAGAACACUGAAUACUUAAAUUGUAUAAUUUGUGCAGUGGCACAUUGAGAUGGUGCUGAUUAUAAAUGACAUUGUUCAAACAAAGGAAUGUAUACUUUUUGUACUAAAGUAUUGUGUAAACUUUUAACGGUGUUACUUCAUCAUGCAAGCUGUUGUUCCAAACCUUGGUAUGGUUUUUAACGUUUAAAGUAAUAAAAGAAAGAAAGCAGGUCUGUUUACAAAAAAUUCUUGCUGGGCUUAAUCAUGUAAGCACAAAUAACAUAUUUUAAAAUUUACAUAUGACUUUAAUUUGAUCCAUCCGAACACAUCUGUUGUUUUAAUUCCGAAUGAUUUAUGUUAAAUUGAUUUUGAAGUCCAGGGUUACUUCUCAUGCUCUUUUGUAGCCAAAGAAAAAAAAAAUCUUUAUGAAUAUUUUAUUUCUUGUUAAAGUAAUAGUUUUCUUGUUUUCUCUGGGCCGGGUCAAUAAUUAUUGCUUCAUACAUUUAUGUACCUCACGUUUUUUUUUUUUUUUUUCUUUUUCAAAGGAUCAUGUGUCAAGUUUAGCAACAGAAUAGGCUGAGUGUCCUUGAUUGUAACAGAGUGCUUUUUGGUAAUCUGCACAAGAUGAAAACAACUAUUGUGGGAAGUGUAUUGGAUAAAAAGCACCCUCCCAGGCCUAGCUGUGUUUGUAAAUUGAGAGUACUGAUCAGAAAUGCCACAGGCCAUUUGUAAAGCAAGCCAUUAUAAUUGACAUGUAACUGACUUAACAUCGUGUUUUUUUUUGUUUUUUUUUUUUGUUUGUUUUUCUAUUUUUGUUGUGGUGUAUUGCAGAAAUGCUUCAUUGUUUUGCUUUGCCAGAAUAAGUAUGUUACAAUGUGUGUCAGGAGGUUACAAAAUAGGCUUGAUUUAAGAUCUUCCAAGCAGCUUUACUAAUAGCAUAAUUGAGAGUGUCUGCAUAAGAAUUGUGGAGACAUUAGCUGUUUACAUGGGAUAUACUGUGGAUAAAAGUAUGUUUUUAAAUUUGAGAACCCCAACAUUCUUUUUUUGUUUUUUUUUUUUGGGUGUAGCUUUAUAAAGGGAAGGUGGGUACAUAGAGCAGGGAGAGGUACUUCAAAACCUGCACUACUGUAUAGUUUGGAUUCUUAUAUAUUCAACUGCAAUACUGAGUGAGUGAAAGAGCACAUUUGUAUAAUAAAAAAAAAAAAAGUGGAUGAGAACUGAUACAUUACUGUAGAGUGCUGUCAAAUCGAAUUCGAGGCAAACCACAGCAAGUGCCUCAGAUCUGUGUGGUAUGAUAUCUGGUACUAAAUUUAUACACUGGCAAUUUGACAUGUAGUAUUUUUAACAAAUUAUUUGUAUAAGAGAACUAACCAUUAUUUUUAAAUUAUAAAUAAAUCUGUAAAUCUGUAGCAAA